Pyricularia oryzae 70-15 is the source of this 1295-nucleotide messenger RNA. RefSeq lists its product as uncharacterized. The record is from RefSeq and is a predicted model, not a curated record. The transcript has 2 exons. Lineage: Eukaryota; Fungi; Ascomycota; Sordariomycetes; Magnaporthales; Pyriculariaceae. The coding region runs from base 629 to 1150 and encodes 173 amino acids.
UUUUCUCCUGCCGGCGUUCUCUAACCACUCUGGAAUUGAUUCAAUCAAUCUAGACCUCGCAGGGCAAUCUAUCGACAGCGCCAAUUGACACCGGCUGCCUAGUUGGGCAGCUUAGCCACUGAUCAGUAAUGAAAGGGAGAAAAGGGGGGAGACGAUUGAUUUGGCCCCGUCAUUGGCUGAGGUGCACUACUCGUCACACGCGAUACCUCAGCCAGCCCUCGGACAUGAUAUCCUUUGCCGGAGUUGGAUCGGCGUACGACGUAUUAAGGUGGUAUCGUGCCUCCUCCACUUUCGAUACGGCUUCCUGAUCUGCUCGUUGACUCUGCUGUUUUUUUUUUCUUGUACUGCAAGCAAUGAAUCACAUCGGUAUCUGGGGGCCCGACAAAGUCCCCGCAACGCGUUUUCUGCUGUAACCCUCGGUUCGGGCUGGCACAAGUUUUUUCCUGAUUGUUCCUGACAAGCCCACUUGCUUGAUCUUGGCUGCUUUGUUGCAAUAUUUACUUUUACAGUCCUUUGCCGGUCUGUCCACCUGCUCGCCCGCUUUUUCUACCUCUACCCAGCUCGCCGGGUAGCCACACACUUGUUAUACAGCGUUUUCAACGGCAAAAAAAACGUCAGUCAGAAAACAAUGAAGUUCAACAGUGGUCUCCUCGCCGGCGCUGCCGUCCUGGUUGCCGGUGUCGCCACGGCCCAGGACUGCAUCAGCGUCGCGCUGUCGGCCAUCCCGUCGUGCGCGCAGCCGUGCUUCCUCAACGGCGCCCCGACCAUUGGCUGCUCCGGCACCGACUUCAAGUGCCAGUGCCAGCAGCAGGCCAAGAUGUUUGCCGCCGUCGAGAGCUGCGUGCAAAAGAGCUGCCCAGAGUCUGAGUUCCAAAAGACCAUUGACGGAUCUGACAAGGUCUGCACGUGCGCUUCUGGAGGUCCCGCUUCAAACAACGCCGGGGGCGCCGGAAAUACCGUCAACCCGUCCAGCUUCAUCCCAGGCCCGACGUCGACUGCUUCUCCCACCACCACCGUCGCAGCCCCGACCGGAACACCGUCUGGCCGACCCUCGGCGGUGCCCACUGCCGCCGCAAACAUGGCCGCUGUGGAGUGCAGCAUCGUGGUUGGUGCCGUGGGUGGUGCGCUUUGGGUAGCCCUUGGGCUGUGAGCAUUGACGAGCCGAGGCGACUGUGGUUCUAGUUCUACAUCUCAACCAAAUCCAGAACAUAAAUCUUUUUCGAGCUGUACAUAUUUAGCACCCCAAGAUUAAUAAUUAGUCAAGACCCAACCUAAUUGAACGCAUUCCGAGACUG